AGGGAGAACUUUAACUGGCAUUCAAAGCACAGGAAAAGGGGUGUUUUCUCAACACUUUGACCUACCUACAGCCAAAUUUCAACAGCAGGAACCUCAGCGCCUACACCCGCAUUUCCUGCAUUUUCCACUGGAGCUCAGUGGGGUAGUAUGUUUCAAAGUUCAGGAGCACAUACGAACACACACAGUACGGCUGCUUCGACUUGUGCUUCAUUCAUAAAACAAGGAAGCACUUUAGUAUUGUUUUAUGACCAGUUUAUGACAAGAGGGAGCUUUGCUAAAUCAUGUAAAAGCAGAGACAUAGAUAGCACGAGCAAAUUGAGAGCACGAGGGAACUAGAGCGAGAAAAUAUUGUCUCUGUGUUGGCUUCACUGAGCUGUAGACAGAGAGGCAAAGAGAACAAUGUGGAAAGCAGGAGUGUUUGUGUUCUUGCUGCUAAACACGGAUGUGGAGGUCAACGGUGCUGUAAAUAAGGCAAGAGGAUCUGUGGCAGAAAAGACUGACAGCAUUCCUGCAACUCAGAAUGAUUCUUCACCUUUCUUGGGCAACUUGCUGGUGGUACCUAUGGAUGGGAGUCACUGGAUUGGUAUAAAGGCCAUUUCUCAAGAAAUGGGUCGUCGUGGACACCGGGUCACUGUUGUGAUACCGGAGCUCAACAUGAGGAUGGGCCCAGGGGAGCACUACGACACUCUGACCUAUCCUGUUCCAUAUGAACAGGCAUUCAUUGAUUCUGUGUUGUCCACACACAAAGACAUCAUGAACAAAUCCGCACAGUCUUUCAUGGAGAAGAUAAGGAAACGGUUUUCACAGAUCCAGAAAAUCACUGGCCUAAUCCAUACCACUGCAGAGAGCCUGCUUUUCAAUGCCAGUCUCAUCUCGCAUUUGGCACAGCAGGGUUAUGAUGCCGUCCUGACAGACCCCAUGGUGCCCACAGGCUCAUUGAUAGCUCGGAAAUUAGGUCUUCCUACUGUUAAUUUGCUGAGGGGCAUUCCAUGUUCCUUGGAUAUGGCAUCUGCAGGCUGUCCCUCCCCACCCUCAUACGUGCCUCGCUUCUUCACUUCAUACACAGAUAGAAUGAGCUUCAAGCAGAGGGUUUUCAACACUUUGGUGGCUGCACUGGAGCCACUGAUGUGCCGCCUGCUGUAUUGGCACUUUGACCACAUAGCCUAUCAGUUCCUGGGAGAGGAAGUGGGCAUAGCUGAAGUUCUGUCAGACUCUGAUAUCUGGCUGCUUAGGAAUGACUUCACACUGGAGUUCCCACGCCCCCUGAUGCCUAAUGUAGUACUGGUUGGUGGCAUCAACUGCAACGUGAGAAAUCCUCUGCCUGAGGACUUGGAUUCCUGGGUGUCAGGAGAGCAUGGCUUUGUAGUGUUCACUCUGGGCAGCAUGGUGUCAGAUCUACCAGAAGAGACAACCUCUGUCUUCCUGGAGGCCUUCAGACAGAUUCCACAGAAGGUGAUAUGGAGAUACACCGGGCUUGUUCCUGACAACGUACCAGAAAAUGUGAAGAUGAUGAAAUGGGUGCCUCAGAAUGAUCUUCUAGCACAUCCUGGAGCUCGGGCUUUCAUCACGCAUGCUGGCUCACAUGGCCUUUUUGAAGGCCUGUGUCAUGCUGUUCCCAUGGUGAUGUUGCCACUUAACGGGGAUCAGCCUGACAAUGCCCAGAGGUUGGCAAGCAGGGGAGUAGGAGUCGUGUUGGAUAUUUUUUCUAUCACUACAGAAACCCUUCUUUGGGGGCUGAAUGAGGUCAUCGGUGAUAUCAGUUAUAAAGAGAAUGCGCAGAAGCUGUCAGCUCUUCAUAAGGACCGGCCUGUUGACCCACUCGACCUCUCAGUGUACUGGACAGAAUUUGUGAUGCAGCACAAAGGGGCAAAACAUCUCAGACCUGCUCUCCAUGACCUCAACUGGUUCCAGUACCUUUCCUUGGAUGUAAUAGCGCUGCUGGUGACUGUAGUGCUGAUUUUCGUAACACUGACUGUAAAAUGCUUAAAACUAUGCUUGCGGAAACUGAGCAAGAAGAGGAAACGAGACUAACCUGGUGUCAGGAAGAUGAAAUUAAUGACUACAGGUGUAUUUGUUUGUUAAAACACAGCAUUAACAUGGAAACACCAUUUUAAAAUGAAUUAAAGUAGUUAUGUUGUACUACA
Molecule: messenger RNA, 2144 nt
Organism: Scomber scombrus (Atlantic mackerel)
Lineage: Eukaryota; Metazoa; Chordata; Actinopteri; Scombriformes; Scombridae
Product: UDP-glucuronosyltransferase 1A1-like
Exons: 9
Coding region: 400-2031 (543 amino acids)
Molecular function (GO): UDP-glycosyltransferase activity
Source: RefSeq, a predicted model, not a curated record